CGGGAGCAUCAAGGGAUGCGCGGAGUGGCACGGGCGGCGCGGAGGUGGUGGGAAGGGGCGCCAAGCGGUGAUCGCGGUCGGUGGCGGCGCUGGGCGGCCAUGCAAGACGAAGGCAGCCGGAGCAUCCAUUCCGACAACAUCUCCGCCAUCCACGAGGUGCCCAUGCGGGUGAUCAUCAGGCCCAUCCCGCCGGUCCUGGAGGAGAGUAAAGUGGAGAGCCUCAUGCGGACCAUCCAGGAGCAACCUGACCUGGUCCCCCCAAUUGAUGUUCUUUGGAUCAAAGGCAGAGAAGGGGGAGAUUACUUCUAUUCAUUUGGAGGCUGUCACCGUUUUGCAGCGUACAAGUGUCUGAACAAGGAGACCAUUCCAGCUAAAAUCAUCCGGUCGACCCUCAGUGACCUCCGUACCUACCUGGGCUCUUCUCUCCCUGAUUUGCGAUAGACAGGUGCUUUUUCCUGGCCCCCCAAUUCCAGAGCAUCCUUGGCCCAUCUGAAGCUUGGAAGUGAGCUGGAGGCAAGGAUUGGUCUUUUUCUCCUUUGCCAGACAUUCAACAAUGAGGACUAGCGCUCUGAUUUGGUCCCUUUGUAUCUCUGUUGGAUAUAGGAUGGCCCAGCCUAUAAGAGCCUUGACCAGUGAGCGUGUAUGACCUACCCAAUUUAUAGGGGUCUGGUUCCUGCUUGGUUGUGAACUGAGAUGAGAAAGGGCUAAGCUGGCAUUUGUGUUAAGUCGCAUGAGUAGAAUGGUCUUCCUUGUGUGGCCCUGGGGGCUGGGGAAGAUGGGAGUUAUAGCCCAACCUGGUCAGAAAGGCACAGGGUUGGGGAAGGCUAUGAGCUGCCUGCAAGAGUGGAGAAUCAGAGGACAUUGCACUGCACGGCAACAAACACCAGAUGGCAGCAAAGAGGUACAGAGAAACUUUGACUCUCUGCUGCCAUCUAGAGGUCAUCUGAAUUUUUCAAGCCCAGAUUUAGGAGCUCUUGGUCAGCCCCAGCCUCAACCAUGACCCUCAGGGGUGACGUUGGGCCAGUCACCUGCUGAGCCCAAUCUACCUCGCAGGCUUCUUCUUGGGGGAAAAUGGAGAAGGGACCAUUGUGUUUACCUGCUGAGUUCCCCAAGGAAAUCUGGGGUUUAAAUCUAAGAAGCUAUCAGCGCGCAGGAAGGAGGUUUGCAAGGGAGGAGCUCAGAAUACAAGGCAUUCUCAGGGUUGACACCACGGCACCAAGAGUACUUGGAAGCCACUCCAAAAUACACGGUUUAAUCUCAGGUGUCUUUUGGAUGUAUGUCAACUCC
This is a messenger RNA of Candoia aspera, 1287 nucleotides long. RefSeq names its product sulfiredoxin 1 (gene SRXN1). The transcript is spliced from 2 exons. Gene Ontology annotation, biological process: cellular response to oxidative stress. Gene Ontology annotation, molecular function: sulfiredoxin activity. The coding region runs from base 16 to 441 and encodes 141 amino acids. The record is from RefSeq and is a predicted model, not a curated record. Gene Ontology annotation, cellular component: cytoplasm. NCBI's taxonomy places the organism in Eukaryota, Metazoa, Chordata, Lepidosauria, Squamata, Candoiidae.